Molecule: messenger RNA, 1662 nt
Organism: Thecamonas trahens ATCC 50062
Lineage: Eukaryota; Apusomonadida; Apusomonadidae
Exons: 2
Coding region: 211-1662 (483 amino acids)
Source: RefSeq, a predicted model, not a curated record
GUCUCCACCAUCCUCGCUCGCAUUGUAGCGGCGGGCAAGUGGCCAAUGGCUGGUCGGCUCGUCGGCCUGCAAGCCGUUUUGGCGAGUUGAGGCCAUCUCCCCAUCACGGCUGGGCCCAACCGCACCACCUCUCGUUGCAGGCUAGCCUCGCCGCAGAGGAAGGCAGGAGAUAGGGAGCAAGGUAUAGGCAUACACUUGACGAGUGGCAACAUGCCGCGGCUGACACGGGAGGAGCGUAUGCUCCAGAUGUACAUCCGUCAGAUUGAGCGCAUGGAGGGCGUCAAGUACGAGGAGGAGGACAAGGACAAAGACAAGGACGAGGCAGGGGCGGCCACCACCACGGCCACCACCACCACGGCCACCACCACCACCACCACCACCACCACAGCCACCGCAACAGAGGAGACGGCUCCCGCAGACGCAGACGACUCGGAGGGUCUGGGCGGGGAAGGCGAGGCUGGCGGUGGCAAGGCCGACGGCAAAGGCGAGCUGGUGGCCUCCGCCAUGGAAGGCGACUCGGAGGGCGAGCAGGCCGACAAGCCGGCGACAAAGGCGACGGCGAGCGGAAAGGCGGUCAAAACCAAGGCCAAGCCAAAGCCCAAGGCCAAGCCCAAGGCCAAGCCCAAGCCAAAGCCCAAGGCCAAGCCAAAGCCCAAGGCUAGGGCCAAGCCCAAGGCUAAGGGUGGCAAGGGUAAGACGUCGGCAACAGCGACGUCUGCGUCCAGCACAAUGGAGCCUUUGGCGGCACAGUCUCUGCCGGCAUCAGGUCUCGCCAAUGACGCCGCAGCUCCUGUUUCCGCUGCCCCGGCUGGUUCUGGUGCCGGCGCCGAUGCGGUGACGGGUAGUCUUGCCGGUGGCGAGGCUGAGUCUGUGUCUGCAACGCCUGCGACGGCGCCCGAAGCCACAGCAACCAAGGGCAAGGGCAAGGGCAAAGGCAAGGGCAAGGGCAAGGGCAAGGGCAAGGGCAAGGGCAAGGGCAAGGCGGCUGGCGGGACGAGCAAGGGCAAGGGCAAGUCGGCAGCAGCAAAAAAAGCGGCGGCGGCCCGCGAGCAGGCUCUGGUUGGGCUCUCCGCAGCCGAAGCCGAGGCUCGGAAGCGGGCGUUUGAGACAGACUUUACGCCGGACGACGGAAACGGGCGUGUAGCGCGAAAGCGCAAGGCGCCGACGGGCCAAGGAGGUCGAGCCGGAGCAAGCAAGCGAUCGCGCGCGCUGAGCGGCGGAGCGCGCGGCUCGGGUAGCAAGUCGAGCGGCGAGGCCGUCGAGUAUGAGUAUGAGGAGUACGAGGAGCUGAUCGACAAUCCAAAUGGGGUGCGGCUCUCUGCGCCACCGUCGCCGGUGACGCGGGCGGCAGGACGCGGGCGGGCACACGCGCUGGCGUCACUGGCGGUUGUUGCGCUCCCGACGGGCGAGGCGGCUACGCCGGCGUCCCCAGGCGCGGUUGUCUCGCCGAACGCCGCCGCCAUGCCGUUUGCUUUUAUCAAGCGGCACCGGAUCCUGACGGCGCAGACGGCAGCAGGCCAAGGCGGCUCGGCGGUGCCACCGUUCACGCCGCCGCGGGCUGCAGCAGGCUCGCGGCUGGUGCCCAAGAAGCACCGGGUGCUGCGACAGGCCUCGCAGCUGCGCGGAGCCAACGCACCGGCAACGCCAGUGGUGGGCAGAUGA